AUGUCAGACUCUGAGCUGUUUGUGACCAGGGUGCCUUCCAUGGAGGGAAGCGAUCUGGAGCUGGAUGUCCUGGGCUUCCUGGGUUCCUUUGGGGACGAGAACAGCACAGUAGAGAGAUGCUACCGCUCUCAUUCCCGCAGUAGUGUCCUCCAGGGUCUGCCCUUUGGAGGGGUGCCCACUGUCCUGGCCAUCAAUGUGGUACUCUGGAUGUUCCUCUUGCUGAUCUUCUCCUGUCUGAGGAAGGCUGCAUGGGACUAUGGCCGCCUGGCUCUACUGAUGGAGAAUGACAGUCUGACAUCCCUCUUUUAUGGGGAACCAAGCGAGAAAGAGAAGUCCCCCUCAGAGUCCAGCCCCUCUGACUUGGACAUGAAGGACAUGGGCUUCUGCUCUUGGCUUGUGACACUUUACCAUAUGAAAGACGAGGAGAUCCGCAGUAAAUGUGGCAUCGAUGCCGUCACGUACCUGUCCUUCCAGCGCCACAUCAUACUGCUCAUGACAGUGGUCUGCUUGCUGUCUUUGGCCAUUAUCCUGCCUGUAAACUUUUCCGGGAACCUCCUUGGAGACAGUCCUGAAAAUUUUGGAAGAACAACAUUGGCUAAUGUUAACGCAAAGGAUAACUUUCUGUGGCUCCACAGUAUUUUUGCUCUGAUCUACUUCAUCAUCACAGUGCUGUGUAUGGCCAACCACUCCUCACGGCUGGAGUACAGAGAAGACGAGCAGAUAGCCCGGACUCUGAUGAUUACCUCCAUCCCGAGAGAGAUUUCCGACCUGGGACUCAUCACCAAACAUUUCCAUGAGGCCUACCCAAGCUGUACCGUCACCGAUAUCCGCUUCUGCUUCGAUGUCCACACGCUCAUGACGCUGGACUCGGACAGGCGAAAGGCCAUGAAAGGCAGGCUGUACUUCACCACAAAAGCCCAGAAGGAAGGAAAGAUCACGAUCAAGACCCAUCCCUGCGCACAGAUAUUUUGUUGCGACAUCUGUGGCUUUGAACAGGUGGAUGCAGAACAGUACUACAGCGAGUUAGAGGAGAAGCUGACGGAUGAAUUUAACGCUGAGAAGAAUCGCAUCUCCCUGAAGAGGCUGGGCAUAGCCUUUGUGACUUUUCAGGAUGAGAGGAUGACUGCUGCCAUUGUAAAGGACUACCGACGUGUGCGUUGCCAUCGCAGACCUCAACAGUCCAGCAUCACCACUGUGGUGCAGUCUCACAACUGGCAUGUGAGCUAUGCUCCUGCCCCGAGUGACAUCAUCUGGGAAAACCUGUCAGUGUGUGGCUCUCGCUGGUGGCUCCGCUGUGUCCUUCUCAACAUCCUCCUCUUCCUCCUGCUUUUCUUCCUCACCACUCCGGCCAUCAUCGUCAACACCAUUGACAAGUUCAACGUCACUAAGCCCGUGGAGAGCCUGCGGAACCCGAUCGUUACCCAGUUUUUCCCGACCCUCCUGCUGUGGGCGUUCUCUGUGCUCUUGCCUUUCAUCGUCUACUACUCAGCCUUCUUUGAGUCUCACUGGACCAGGUCUGGUGAGAAUCAGAUAACAAUGCACAAGUGCUUCUUACUGCUGGUCUUCAUGGUGAUCGUCUUGCCCUCACUUGGUCUAUCCAGCCUGGACCUCUUCUUCAGAUGGCUCUUUGACGUCAACUUCCUGGAUGAGAAGGAUGUCAAAUUCCAGUGUGUGUUUCUUCCUGACAACGGGGCGUUUUUCGUUAACUAUGUGAUUACAUCCAGUCUGAUCGGCACGGCCAUGGAGCUGCUGCGGAUCCCAGCGCUGAUGGUGUACGCCUUCCGCCUUUGCUUCGCCAAGUCCCAGGCUGAACGCAUCCACGUCAAACGGAGCCAGGCAUAUGAGUUCCAGUUCGGUCUGGAGUAUGCCUGGACCAUGUGUAUCUUUGCUGUUAGUGUGACCUACAGCAUCACAUGUCCGAUCAUCAUGCCCUUUGGUCUAUUAUAUGUGAUUCUGAAGCACAUGGUGGACAGAUACAAUAUCUACUAUGCAUAUGUUCCGACCAAGCUCAACCAGCGUAUCCACAGAGCAGCCAUCAGCCAGGUCAUUGUAGCUCCCAUCCUCUGCAUAUUCUGGCUCCUCUUCUUCUCCGUGCUCCGAUUAGGUCUAGUACAUCCCAUCACCCUCUUCACCUUUGUGUCCCUGCUCUCCUGCAUCACCUUUUCCCUCCUUCGCUUGUGCCUUAGGAAGCAACCAGACAAGUCAACAAGCUAUCAGGUCAGUGACUAAAUGGCGGACCAGCCAGCAGAGGGGAUGUACAAUGAUACCGAGAGAAGCACUGUGACCUCCACCACUGCCUCUAGUCUGUUUGUAGCAUCUGUGCUACUGGAGCCAGAGCUGGGUUUAUCACCCAUGCCCUCUCCAGCCCACCAGACCUACGGCACCAUGGCCAGCUCCCGCAGUUCAAGCCGUGGUCUAGUGGAGGAAGCAGAAGGGGAAGAGAACCAGGCCCAGACCCAUGAGACCGAGCUCCAAGACCCCCCAGACCCUCACUAUUCUAGCCCCCUCAUGGACAGCCCAUAGGGCUACCAGUAA
Messenger RNA from Lampris incognitus (smalleye Pacific opah), 2535 nucleotides. It is a transcript of the gene tmem63c, whose product is annotated as transmembrane protein 63C. NCBI's taxonomy places the organism in Eukaryota, Metazoa, Chordata, Actinopteri, Lampriformes, Lampridae. The transcript is spliced from 22 exons. Gene Ontology annotation, molecular function: calcium-activated cation channel activity. The record is from RefSeq and is a predicted model, not a curated record. Gene Ontology annotation, cellular component: plasma membrane.